CUUUUCUUUCUGAAAACGUGUAUAUUUUUUGCUUGCGUCAAUUGACCCUGAGCUUUUCAAACCAUCUUUUUACCUGCUAGAUUAUUUUUGGCUCAGACUUUCUUCAAGUUCUUCUGUUGCUCCACCGCCACCAAAUCGCAGGCUGAAAUUGCUCUCUCACCUCCUGGUGUCUUUGCUGUUUUGCUUUUCCUUGUCUGUACAGGGCCUGAAAAGGCUAUGACUAUGACAUAAUGGGGGAUUUUGCUGCCAACUUAAAUGACCUUAGUUAGCCCUUCUACCUUUUGCCUCCCCUUUUGCCUCCUUUUCUCAGAAUCUGUGGAAGGAGGAAGUGUAUUAGUUUUGCUAUUGUGCGUAACAUGUUAUCAGAGAUCUAGUGGCUUAAAAAAGCACGCACGAUCUCAGUUUCUGUGGGUCGGAAGUGUGAUCAUGGCUUCCCUGGGUCCCCUGUGUUAGCUGGGGCUGUAGUCUCAUCUCAAGGUUUGUCUAGGAAAGAGUUCUCUUUCAAGCUCUCCUUGUUGCUGGCAAGACUUAGUUCCUUUUAGUCCAUUGGACUAAGGGCCUCAGUUUCUUACCAGCUCUUGGCCAGAGGCACCCUUAGUUCCUUGCCACAUGGGCCUCCUCAUCGUGGCUCUCUGCUUUAUCAAAGCCAGCAAGAGAGAGUCUCUUAGCAAGGCUAUGUAACAUAAUCACUGACAUGACAUCCUGUCAUUUGCUCCUGGUAGGAAGCAAGUCAAGCACACUCAAGGAGAGGGUAUUCCAUAAAUGCAUGAACACCAGGAGAUGGGGAUAAUCGGUGACCAUGUUAGAGUCUGUCUACACAAGAGAGGAAUGCUUUUGAGGGAAAACACUUUGAGCUCCUUAGAAAAAGACUAUAAAGGCUAUAUUCAUAUUGCUGUCAUGCCUUACCGUUGCCCUUUAUAGAAUAUGGCUAACACCAAAAUAAUAAUGUUUCUCUUUGCCUCUUUCCAUGUCCUAUGGACUAGUGUCAUACUAUUUGUUUUCCUUUUCUGUCAUUAGAAAUCUCAUCAGCCUCUCUGGAUGAGAAAGUCAGCAGGAGAAGAUUGCUGUUGUUGAUCUUGGUUUAACUGGACUGACUCAGCCCUGUGGGCAGCCAAGAAAGGAAAGGUCUUUGCAAAUGCUCUCCAGGUCUUUGUUAGAAAUCCCCCCACCCAGAAGGAGGCAGGUAUGGGACAGGUGUGAUAAUAACCACAAGCAAGAAGCCGGGGUUAUUUACAGCUGAGGCAGUUAAGUAGGUACAAUUUAUUACUUUAAAAAAAUGUCUGCAAGCUUCAUAGCAGUAUCUGCCCACACCUUUAAUUCCAGCUCUUCAAACGCAUUUGGGGGUGGGGGGACAGAAAGUGUGGCGGCACCCUUGGCUUGAUCCACAGUUGUAAAUUGUCUGCACUAAUUAAGACUGAGGGAGAAGCCUACCCACCCUCCACCCCCCACAACACAAACACAAUAGGGUAUCUGUUACAUAUUCAUAUAAAUACAAAAGUUCUCCUUCACUUUGAGGGCGAAUGAUCUUUUAUAUGCUAUAUUGUAUGUAUUAAUAAUGACUAAUGUCUCUUACUUUAGAAUCUCUUUAAAAUAAUAACAUAUACGAAUUUGAAUUGAGGAAUGAGGCAAAUCUGACCCUUCUUGAGGGUAGAGACGCCAGAAAAGAGUGGAGAAAGGUGGGCACGAUGAGAGAGCUGGGUGCCCAAACCCCGAGUCUCAAGCAGGCCAGAUUGGGCAGCUCUAGCGAGACUCGGCUUCCCUCGAGGGGCAGGAGAGGCCUCGCGGGGAGCGGAGUAGUUAGGGGUGCGCUAAGCGGGCUCAAAGUCGGGGCUCCACACCUCGGGAGGGGCGCUAGGACCCAGGCACCGGCCGGCCUCGGGACGUGCCUGGGGAGUGAAGCCUCUAAGAGGCUCAGGCUCCCGGCCAGAGUCCCUCGGAACGACCAGACCCUUGCCGUUGGCGCGGGGCGCGGGGUGCGGCAGCCCCGUGCCCGCUGCAGGCAUGGAGCAGACGCGCUGCCGGCCGAGCGCCCGCCAGGUCUCGUCUGCGGAGGUGCGCAUUGGGCCCAUGAGACUGACGCAGGAUCCUAUUCAGGUUUUGCUGAUCUUUGCAAAGGAAGAUAGUCAGAGUGAUGGAUUCUGGUGGGCCUGUGACAGAGCUGGUUAUAGAUGCAAUAUUGCUCGGACUCCAGAGUCAGCCCUUGAAUGCUUUCUAGAUAAACAUCAUGAAAUUAUCGUAAUAGAUCACAGACAGACUCGAAACUUUGAUGCAGAGGCGGUGUGCAGGUCGAUCCGGGCCACAAAUCCUUCCGAGCACACGGUGAUCCUUGCGGUGGUUUCACAAGCAUCGGGUGACCGUGAAGAGGCCUCAGUCCUCCCUCUCCUGCAUGCAGGCUUCAACAGGAGAUUUAUGGAGAAUAGCAGCAUAAUUGCUUGCUAUAAUGAACUGAUUCAAAUAGAACACGGGGAAGUUCGCUCACAGUUCAAACUACGGGCCUGUAAUUCAGUGUUUACGGCAUUAGACCACUGUCAUGAAGCCAUAGAAAUUACAAGCGAUGACCAUGUGAUUCAGUACGUCAACCCAGCCUUUGAAAGGAUGAUGGGCUACCACAAAGGCGAGCUGCUGGGGAAAGAGCUCGCCGAGCUGCCCAAAAGUGAUAAGAACCGGGCCGACCUUCUCGACACCAUCAACACAUGCAUCAAGAAGGGCAAGGAGUGGCAGGGGGUUUACUAUGCCAGACGGAAAUCCGGGGACAGCAUCCAACAGCACGUGAAGAUCACCCCGGUGAUUGGCCAAGGAGGGAAAAUUAGGCAUUUUGUCUCCCUCAAGAAACUGUGUUGUACCACUGACAAUAAUAAGCAGCUUCACAAGCUUCAUCGUGAUUCAGGAGACAAUUCUCAGACAGAGUCUCAUUCACUCAGAUACAAGAACAGAAGGAAAGAGUCCAUUGAUGUGAAAUCGAUAUCCUCUCGAGGCAGUGAUGCACCAAGCCUACAGAACCGUCGCUAUCCAUCCAUGGCAAGGAUCCAUUCCAUGACCAUUGAGGCUCCCAUCACAAAGGUUAUAAAUAUAAUCAAUGCGGCCCAAGAGAACAGCCCCGUCACAGUAGCAGAAGCCUUGGACAGAGUUUUAGAAAUUUUACGGACCACAGAACUGUAUUCCCCCCAGCUGGGUACCAAAGAUGAAGAUCCCCACACCAGCGAUCUUGUUGGAGGCCUGAUGACUGAUGGCUUGAGAAGGUUGUCAGGAAACGAGUAUGUGUUCACUAAGAAUGUGCACCAGAGUCACAGUCACCUUGCGAUGCCAAUAACCAUCAACGAUGUCCCCCCUUGUAUCGCUCAAUUACUUGAUAAUGAGGAAAGUUGGGAGUUCAACAUCUUUGAAUUGGAAGCUGUUACACAUAAAAGGCCAUUGGUUUACCUGGGCUUAAAGGUAUUUUCUCGGUUUGGAGUAUGUGAAUUUUUACACUGCUCUGAAACUACUCUUCGGGCCUGGCUCCAAGUGAUUGAAGCCAACUACCACUCCUCCAAUGCCUACCAUAACUCCACCCAUGCCGCUGAUGUCCUGCAUGCCACUGCUUUCUUCCUCGGAAAGGAACGAGUGAAGGGAAGCCUCGAUCAGCUGGAUGAGGUGGCAGCGCUGAUUGCUGCCACAGUCCACGAUGUGGAUCACCCGGGGAGGACCAACUCGUUCCUGUGCAAUGCAGGCAGUGAACUGGCUGUGCUCUAUAACGACACUGCUGUCUUGGAGAGUCACCAUACCGCCCUGGCUUUCCAGCUCACAGUCAAGGACAGCAAAUGCAACAUUUUCAAGAAUAUUGACAGGAACCAUUAUCGAACACUGCGCCAGGCUAUUAUUGACAUGGUGUUAGCAACAGAGAUGACCAAACACUUCGAACACGUGAACAAAUUUGUGAACAGCAUCAACAAGCCAAUGGCAGCUGAGAGUGAGGGCAGCGACUGUGAAUGCAACCCUACUGGGAAGAACUUUCCUGAAAACCAAAUCCUGAUCAAACGUAUGAUGAUAAAGUGUGCUGAUGUAGCCAACCCAUGUCGCCCCCUGGACCUGUGCAUCGAAUGGGCUGGGAGGAUCUCGGAGGAGUAUUUCGCACAGACUGAUGAAGAGAAGAGACAGGGGCUCCCUGUGGUGAUGCCAGUGUUUGACCGGAAUACCUGCAGCAUCCCCAAAUCCCAAAUCUCCUUCAUUGACUACUUCAUAACAGACAUGUUUGAUGCUUGGGAUGCCUUUGCCCAUCUGCCAGCCCUGAUGCAACAUUUGGCUGAUAACUACAAACACUGGAAGACAUUAGAUGACCUCAAGUGCAAAAGUCUGAGGCUUCCAUCUGACAGCUAAAGCCAAGACAGAGAAGGGGACCUCGUGAUCUGCGAAGUGCACUGUGAAUCACAGUCAUGUAAAUAAGAGGCAUUCCUUACUAGUGAAAAGGACAGGUGUAGGUUAAGGAGCUGGUGUUUAAUACUGGACUUGGAAUCAUUCAAGUCCCCAAACUGCAUUUUUAGAGUUACAUUCCAUGAAGAAAAAUACAUGUUCUUUUGAACACUUAGUGACAGAACAAACACAUGGCAAAAUCCUUUGUCCUGUUGUCAUCCUGUGUGUCCUCAUCAAACCAUAGAGCUCAUUUACUAUAACCAGCAGGACACAAGCAGCAAAGGCCUGGUGCCCGUGAGCCCAUCUUGCUGGAUGACAAAGUAGCUUAGCUCGUGUUCAGCUCGUCUCUUACCAUAAAAGUCACUGUCACUGUUUGUUUAGCUUGACUAUUUUCCUCAGUCUGAAGGGUUCAUAAUACCUAAGGAAAAAAAAACUAUACAAAAAAUGAGCAAAACUAGGACCAAAUUACUGAUAAACUAGUUAGUUUUACCACCUCGAUGGCUAAGCAGUUCCUUUGCUCAGUGGUGUGACACCCAAGGUAGCCCACAGCCUCGGCCCGGUGAGUGCCUGCUGUCGACUGGCAGCAGCAGCCCUCUUUCCCAGAAAAGGAAUUCAUCUUAACAGAAAGCCCUUCAUGAUGGGGACAGGGAAUGACACCUUGCUUGGGGGGAAUCCAAGAGCUUCCCUUACUUCUGGUUUACAGAGGCAGUCACAAGGCAUUACAGUGAGUACAUAAAAGCCAUUAAAUUUGAAUGCCCUUGGAUAAGCUUUUUUUAAAGAAAAUUUAUAUACAUUUGCUGCUUAAAAUUUGUAUUAAAGCACUCUAAAUUUACUGGGUAUAAGUCCAUGGGGUAGGCUGUGCGGUGUACCAUCUAUACGUACAUACUUGGGGAGGGAUGGGAAAGUUUCAAGGUUCAGAUGUUUUUAACCUAUCUAUAUUUGAGACCUUGCCAUUUUGCUUUAAUGAUGUAAAAAAGACAAGACCGCAAGAUGUGUAAAUAGAUCAGAAAAUAGGCGUAAGGCGAAGCAGUAAAUACUAUUUUAUGCUCUUAAUUGUAUGCUAAAAGCUUCUGAAGCACAAGUGCAUAUUUUUAUACAGCUCUUUUGAAAACUUUCUGUGAUCUACAUAAAGUCAGACUUGAGAUUUUCCUUUCUCUUUUACCAAACAACCCUUCUCUAUGUAUUGUAAAUAUCAGAAACUCAGUAAACAAAGUAUCUUCGUUUUCCUUUUCAAAUCCUCUGUACUCCAUGCUGCAUUUUUAAGAGGUAUAAACAGAGGCUGAAUUAGUUGAAUAGUACUUUUUUCAAACGAAAAUUGGAAUGCAGAACACUUGAAACCAGUAUAUGGGAAGGAGAAAAUGACUUAUCACUACAUAAUGUGCCAAUGUUUUUUUCUAUGUUUUGUACCAAAAAAUGAAAUCAUAUAUGACAAUUCCAUGCAAAGAAAUGUAUCUAAAUUAUUUUUGCUAGAAAAGCGAAUGUGCUUGGUCAGGACAGCAGCUCGCUUUGUGUUGUAAUGCUGCAUUAUGUAAAUGUGAUGAAAAUGUUUUUGUGAAGUACUUGUAACUAAAUUCCUACAGCCAUUUUUCAUUCCCAACAGCUGUUUUUAUUUUAUCCCU
Messenger RNA from Ailuropoda melanoleuca (giant panda), 6005 nucleotides. RefSeq names its product phosphodiesterase 8B (gene PDE8B). Gene Ontology annotation, molecular function: 3',5'-cyclic-nucleotide phosphodiesterase activity. The transcript is spliced from 22 exons. Lineage: Eukaryota; Metazoa; Chordata; Mammalia; Carnivora; Ursidae. The record is from RefSeq and is a predicted model, not a curated record. Bases 2002 to 4353 code for a protein of 783 amino acids. Gene Ontology annotation, biological process: signal transduction.